AUGGACCGAGACCUGGGAACGCAUUACCAGGUCCUGGGUGUGCAGCCCACGGCUUCCGCGGAGGAUAUCCGGACGGCUUUCCGUCGCCUGGCCAAAUCGCUUCAUCCCGACCACAACAAGCUUCCUGGUGCUCGGGAGAAAUUCCAAGAAGUCAAACAAGCCUAUGAUGUCCUGGUGGAUACGUCCAGCCGAACGGACUAUGAUCGAGAGCUUAAAAUCCAGGCAAUGGCAGCGGCAGCGGCAGCGGCGCAGGCCGCUGCGGGCGGCCGGCGUGCAUCCACUCUUAGCUUCCGACGGAGCCGGGCGGCGGGAUCGUCUAAAGCCCAAGCCGCUGCGCGCCCUGCCUCCGGGGACGACUUUGACGCCUUCACCGCGGGCAACACCUCCCCCAACGGAAGCAGUAGCCCAGGCUCCAACAGUGGCGUUGUUGGGAGUAGCAGCUACAACAGUAUCUUCAACGAGACGCGGCGCUCAGUCAGCCGAAGCAGAAGCGCGAGCCGCAGCCGCAGUCCCGGUUACCGGAGCGUCUUUGACGGCCUUCCUAGGGCAGCAACGCCGUCCGCUGCAGGAAUGCCGGCCACUGCAUCGCCAUCGCCACAGCCGCCACGUCCAUCUGUUACGCCCCAGGUGUCGUACGCCAGAGCUAGUGGCAGUAGCCAACAGCCGCCAGGCACCUUGACACUACAGACUUGCUCUACUCCUGCCCAUACCGAUGAUGGCAGCAGCGCGCCGCUGACGAGCAGUGCGGCACUGCAGCCGCCGCCGCCGUCGCCGCCUAAGGGCAUUCAGGCAUAUGGCGUCAUUUCCACGGCACCCCCUUCGCCAUCGGGGCUACCGCCAUCCAGCCCAUCGGUGGCAGCCGCAGCGCCAGUGUCAUCACCAUCAUCAUCAUCAUCGGGCCCAGCACCGUCGUCGCCGUUGGGCUCCUCCAUUGGUGACGUCGCAUCAAAGUUGGUGGCGUUGGCAGCCGCGACGGCGCCAGCCCCCCGGAGCGGUAGCGGCGGCAGCUCCAGCGGCGGCUACAUCAGCAUCUUUGGCGGCGCUGCGAACUACACGGCUGUCGCCGUUGGCGGCCGGGCCGCCAGUCCUGAAAAGACGAGUAGUAGCAGCACCGGGACCAGCAGUAGCAACAACAUUGGGCGCGGUAGUAGCGGCGGCAGCUCUACCGGCGGCAUGUUGGCGGAGGCCGCCCCCGCCCCCAGCGCGGCCUUCCAGGUCACCGUGUCGCCCAAGGCUGUCAAGGACACAGCUGCCAAAUUCCACGGUAUGCGCACGGUGGUGGUGCUGAGCUCGAGGAAGUCGCUGAUUAUUCCGCUAAGAUUGGCAUGGAGCAGUGAGUGCGCGUGCGGCGAGUGCACCUCGCUCGUACUCUGAUGAAGGGACAGGUAUGCGAUGAUGUGGACGAUGAGGUGUAGAGGCGAUGAUAAUGGAUGCGUGAGUUAUGAGUAUGUACGCAUAUUAAAAUUUGUCUUCGGGCUGAGUUUAUGUCGGCGGCUACAUUAAUGACGCAUCUUUGCGAACUGCGCUCGCAUUUGCUGGGCGCUGGCAUUCUUCGACCACCUGGGGAGCGGUAGGGUUGCGGUUGGACCAUGGCAUCGUAACGCCGUGGAAGAAUACACUAUCAACAUUGUUUCAUUUCAACGCGGUGUUUCAUGUCGAGGCACAGCUUCUCUUUUGGGGUAACCGUCUUGACGUGGUGUGUGAUGCACCCUAAAAAUGACCCCAGGGUGUGGUGUGGUGUGGUGUUGGAAGCGAGCUGGUUGAGGUAAUUUAGGAAUACGUAGGAGAUUAACAUUCUAGAGCGAUCGUGGACGGCGUAGUGGAUGGGGAGUAUCGGUACGGAUUGUAUCAUUGUGAGUGAUAAGUGUGUGAUCAUGCAUGUCGAUCCCAGCCACUGUUGGAAAUGAGGUGCAAAAGGUCUGCAAGCUUAACUCUUAGGACGGAGGGAUAUAAAACAAGGCUUUGGUGCCUUUUAUUCAAGGUAGGGUGGUUUGAUGGCAAGAGUAGCAGGGCCAGAGGGCAAGGAGAGCGAAUGGCUCCGGUGUAACAUAUGCUGUUGGGAGGAAUGAGGCAUUCUGGCAACUACGUGUAGCUGGAUCUGUUCAAAAACUACGUUGUGUCUGUGCUUCUGCUGAAGUUGUGUCGUCCGACCUCUCCUGGCAGUGUUAGAAUAUAUUUGAUAAUGCAUACUCUUAUAUGUAACUACGUGGUAAU
Molecule: messenger RNA, 2214 nt
Organism: Volvox carteri f. nagariensis
Lineage: Eukaryota; Viridiplantae; Chlorophyta; Chlorophyceae; Chlamydomonadales; Volvocaceae
Gene: dnj39
Product: molecular chaperone
Exons: 7
Coding region: 1-1374 (457 amino acids)
Biological process (GO): cellular response to misfolded protein
Cellular component (GO): endoplasmic reticulum membrane
Molecular function (GO): Hsp70 protein binding
Source: RefSeq, a predicted model, not a curated record